Molecule: messenger RNA, 657 nt
Organism: Abrus precatorius (Indian licorice)
Lineage: Eukaryota; Viridiplantae; Streptophyta; Magnoliopsida; Fabales; Fabaceae
Product: dehydration-responsive element-binding protein 1B-like
Exons: 2
Coding region: 1-657 (218 amino acids)
Biological process (GO): regulation of DNA-templated transcription
Molecular function (GO): DNA binding; DNA-binding transcription factor activity
Source: RefSeq, a predicted model, not a curated record
AUGUUCUCUGCCAACCGCGCCACACAAUGUAAACUUAUAAAAGCGUUUACAUUGUCCAAGUCAAUUAACUUGAUACAGAAGAUGCAAAAACGAAGGGCUGGGAGGAGGAAGUUCCACGAGACGCGUCACCCAGUUUACAAAGGAGUGAGGCAGAGGAACGGGAAGUGGGUGUGUGAGCUACGACAGCCCAAUAACAAAAAGACACGUGUCUGGCUGGGAACCUUUGAGCACCCCGACAUGGCAGCUAUAGCGUACGAUGUUGCUGCCUUGGCUUUCAAGGGUGAUGCUGCUUCCUUAAAUUUCCCACACGCAGCUACCUCGUUGCCGCGUCUUAAUUCCGGAACUUCUUCCAUCAGAGCCAUUCAGUUUGCGGCAAUGAAAGCAGCUGAAAGGCACUUCUGUUCCCAGAUUCAAAGAGAUAAUAAUCAAAAUAAUAAUGAUGAUUUGGAGUUGUCCAUAGAGGUGGGUUUAGAGGAAGAUUCUAGAAGCUUCUUCUGGGAUGAAGAGGAAGUGUUUAACAUGCCAGGUUUGAUGAAUAGCUUGGCAGAAGCAUUGAUUAUCACACCGCCGGCGUUGCAGACAGGGUUCAAUUGGGUUGGUGCGGAAACUACCAUUGACUUGACACUAUGGGAAACGGAUCAUUUUGGUGAACCCUAA